CAUGUCAUGAACAUUUGUUUAGUCUAGAACAUUUUUUGAAGUAUGAUAUUCAAAUGAGGCGGAAAUAAGAGAACGGAUCUCCUGUUGUUUGUACCAUUGAAUUGAGUAGUUGAAUAAAUGUAGCUAACGAACGAUGGAAGAAUCGAAGAUGUGCCGCUCCUGUUAUUUUGCAUUUGCAUUCUGUUGUUUGAGACCUUGUUCUUUGAAAAGAUCGAACGAAUGCAGCUAUGUUCGACUGAUUUUGAUUGAUUUGAAUCCGGGUAAAAUGCGCUUUCAUUGUUUUCGCACUAGGCGAGAUGAAUGAAAACAAGGCCAAUUCAAUAGCUGCAAAGCACGUAACUACUUUACCUAAAGCAGUGGGCUUCGAACUGGCAAUUCAAUCUUUCUUCCCAUCGCCAUGGAGCUUAGUCCCGUCUUCGACUCUAUCCAGUCGACUUUUUUUCGAACCAGUACGGGGAAAAACCUUCAUUAUCAUGAAAGGUACGGGAACACAUAAGCAAGAACGGCGGGAAAGCGAUUAAGGCAAGGGGAAAAAAUUCCGUGGUUCGGGGAAGUGACCCUAGUAGUGUGUAGGUAAGGGAAUAAUAAAGCUUACCUGGAAAAAAGGCAAGGGUGUACAAAGCCAUAGUUCGGGGUUCUCGCCAUCGACUCGGUUGCUUUCCUUCUCAAUACCGGGGCAAGGGCUCCUUCUUUAGCUAUUAGCGCCCGUGGAGAUUGUUUGGUUUGGCCUUUACCGGGGCCUCCACUACAGUAUACUAUAUAGAUAGGCUAAAGCCCCUCUUUCACAGUCGUUUCACCCCGGAGAAACCGAAACAUAGCCCUUCUCAUUUACAUGAAAAGCUGUUUCACCCAAUUCGUACACGGCAACUAUUGCUUUCCUCGAAGUCAAUUCACCGACGCAAGCAACCUCAUCAACGGGAUCGCCCGACAACGAACUCUUUGUUCGGUCAGCGAGUGAGAGGAGGAGGGGGCCCCUUACGAGGGGAAGAAGGGACAUGGUUAUUAUUAUUACCCGCCGCACCAAUAAUACGGGAGAAGGGAAAUCAAGCAAGACCUGUGAAUCCUAAGAAAAGAGUUCUGAGGAAUGUGAGAUGCGUAGGGAUGAGAUAAGCGUUGGCUAAGAAUAUAUAAGGGAAGCGGAAACUGCCCACAGAAUCCUGGAAAAUGGGCUUUUGACCUGGCUAGCGCUAUUGCUUUGCAAGGUAAGGAAAUGUUCAACUCGUCUGCUUGAAAUCGAUAGAGUUGAGAAGCGUCUGCUAAUCAUGGUACGAGUUCUCUCUUUAGGUCAGUCUGAUGUUCAAGUAUCAAUGAAAGUCUUAUUUCAGCGAAUGCAGUAAGGCUAACAGCUGGCUCUGGCUGAUUCGAUGCCAUCUAUGAAUCCUUCCCUCCCUCCAUCUGCAGCCUUUAUUGCCUUUAUUCUGUGUCUUUUCUCAUUCAAAAUGCAACUUUGAAAUUGCGUAGGUGAUGGCAGAAAAUCCAUCCAGAAAUUACGUAAGGUGAUAGAAAGAAUCCUUCAGUAGGCUAAUCUUGACAGUUUUCAUUUUCGAUUGAGAAAGCGGCAGGCCCAAAGAGCACUACAGUAGCGCCUUGCGAGGUCGUAGAGCCGGUAACCCUCGUUCGCCUAAGAUCGAAAAUGCUCUGUCUUUGAGGAAAAAGAGAUAUAGAUAGUGUUCCAGGAUUUCAUUGUUUUGAGUCUUUACUUAACUCGACCGCCUUUCUACUCCCAUGCUUUUCUUUGGUCAACAACCAAGCACAUUUCACAAGAGUUCUUCACUACUCCUACAGGCUUGACGGAGUUCAGAGUUCAGUCUGUCUGGAGGGAAUUAUUUUGGAUCAAUCACUAUGUUUAACAACGUUCGACGCAUCUCUUUAUUUGAUGAGAAGAGUCUUAACUCAACUUCGAGUGAUACAGCUUCUAUGUGGAAUGAUUUUCCAUCGGUCCCUUCUGACCUGCCACCCUUACCAGCCGACUCGGUUCCAUCUGUCCCCUCAUUACCUUCCAUAGCAAGUGAUGUUGAGGUGGAGCAGCCGGCUCCUUCUAAUUAUAAUUACGAGACUCAUGGUAUUGAUGAGGAUCAUCCGGGUCCGGACAGUGAACGUAUAGUAGAGCUUCAAUCUGAUAUACACGAUAAAUUGGGAGAGUUGAUGACUAACAAGAGUGACCAAGACGUUCUGAGUGCGGCCGAAGCUUUACAUGGCGAAAGCAACAAUAUCCCUUUUCUGGAGCACCUGUUAGAUGAUUUGAACAAAAACGGAAUAGAAGGUGAAGCCUAUAAGGAUGCCCUGGAUCUAUCGGGUAUAUUACCCAAUAAAGCAGCUUUUUGUGAUGCAGCGGAGCCAUGGCAAUUAGGAUUUCAAGACGCAGCAAGUCCUAUGAUGCAAGGAAUAAUCGAUUUACAUCACGAUAUCUUUUUCUUCCUCAUUCUGAUUUUGGUUUUCGUAUCACGGAUCUUGGUUCGCGCUUUAUGGCAUUUCCACUAUCAAAAAAACCCAAUCCCGCAAAGGAUUGUUCAUGGAACUACUAUCGAGAUUCUUCGGACCAUAUUUCCUAGUAUCAUCCCGAUGUUCAUUGCUAUACCAUCAUUUGCUCUGUUAUACUCAAUGGACGAGGUAGUAGUAGAUCCAGCCAUUACUAUCAAAGCUAUUGGACAUCAAUGGUAUCGGACUUAUGAGUAUUCAGACUAUAACAGUUCCGAUGAACAGUCACUCACUUUUGACAGUUAUACGAUUCCAGAAGAUGAUCUAGAAUUGGGUCAAUCACGUUUAUUAGAAGUGGACAAUAGAGUGGUUGUACCAGCCAAAACUCAUCUACGUAUUAUUGUAACACCUGCUGAUGUACCUCAUAGUUGGGCUGUACCUUCCUUAGGUGUCAAAUGUGAUGCUGUACCUGGUCGUUUAAAUCAGAUCUCUAUUUCGGUACAACGAGAAGGGGUUUACUAUGGUCAGUGCAGUGAGAUUUGUGGAACUAAUCAUGCCUUUACGCCUAUCGUCGUAGAAGCUGUUCCUAGUAAAGAUUAUGGUUCUCGGGUAUCCAAAUUUCCUAGUAUCAUCCCGAUGUUCAUUGCUAUACCAUCAUUAGCUCUGUUAUACUCCAUGGGCGGGGCCCUCUCGCCAUUGAGUGCUUUGUGUGCGUCCUCCCCCUCCGUAAAUGGGUCGUCCAGUACCGGCUGGACGUCGUUACUGGGGAGCACCUCGCAGGAACCGUCGGGCGUCUCUUCGCCCUCGGGCGUGUGGACGCAUUUUGAGCAUGCUGCGAACUCCCCCGGGAGUAGCACAUCAGUAACGCCUAUCCCAGCAGAACAAGCAGUGCCUCCCGCUAAUCCUGUAGCUUCCGGGGAAGCGGAAGCCGGUCCAUCUCAUGUGGCCCACUUUCCGUAUAACGAGGCGGAGGUCAUUGGGGGGGACUCGGUUCUGUCGAUCCGGACGCGGCUUUUGGAGGAAAAUCCCUUUGCCUCCGCAGAAGAACUCCGUAUUGCUCAUCUUGAUGCCGAAGACCUGUUUGAGGUCAAAGCAGAUAUCGCCAUGGAAAUGUCUGCUCAUGAUCCAACUGGUGAUUGGUUGAACCGGGGGGCGUGGGCCCUCGGCAACCCGCGGACAAAAACUGGGGAAGAUUCUUUGGAGAAUCUCCUCAUUAUACGCGACAAACUUCGCCAACGGGACUGGGAAACCAUCAGGAAUUUGCAAGAAAGGAUGCUUUUCAGGAGGGGCUAAAAUAAAAAAUAUAUAUUAUAGAGUCAGUAGAAAACGCGAAAUUUCCCCUCAUUAGAAAGGGGGGAGGGGUCCCGAGAUCCUGGGCAGCGGGGUCUUCCCAUCAUGAUCGACUAAAGGGAAAGUCAGAGAUAUUGGUUCGAGUCAA
Molecule: messenger RNA, 3856 nt
Organism: Arachis duranensis
Lineage: Eukaryota; Viridiplantae; Streptophyta; Magnoliopsida; Fabales; Fabaceae
Exons: 2
Coding region: 1843-3711 (622 amino acids)
Biological process (GO): ATP synthesis coupled electron transport
Cellular component (GO): membrane
Molecular function (GO): copper ion binding; cytochrome-c oxidase activity
Source: RefSeq, a predicted model, not a curated record